AUGCCCGGACCUCUAAGCUCAGAUGCAUUCAAGUCUUACUGCGUCUACCAGAUUUAUCCUGCUAGUUUUGCUGACGCCAAUGGAGAUGGGAUUGGCGAUUUGGCAGGCAUAGAAUCCAAACUCGAAUAUAUCAAACGACUCGGUGCUGAUGUUGUAUGGCUGUCGCCCAUCUACCGUAGUCCGCAAAAGGAUAUGGGGUACGACAUCAGUGAUUACCAGGAUAUUGAUCCCACGUAUGGGACUCUGGAUGAUUGGGACUCACUGCUCAAAAAGACACACGAGCUAGGAAUGCGCCUUGUCAUGGACCUUGUUGUGAACCAUACAUCAGACCAGCAUGAAUGGUUCAAAGAAUCGAGGUCUUCCAAAUCGAACCCAAAGAGGGAUUGGUACAUAUGGCGCCCCCCGAAAUUCGAUGCUCAAGGAAAUAGGAAGCCCCCAAAUAACUGGGCAGGUUCGGCUUGGGAAUGGGAUGAUAGCACCCAGGAAUACUACCUCCAUCUCUUUGCCAUAGAGCAACCCGAUCUCAAUUGGGAAAAUCCAGAAGUGCGGCAAGCAGUAUGGAAGCUUAUGCGAUGGUGGAUGGACAAGGGGUGCGACGGAUUCCGAAUGGACGUUAUCAACAUGAUCUCAAAGGUCCCUGGGCUUCCGGAUGCACCGGUUACACAACCUGAUCGAGAGUAUCAAUCUGGAGCUAACUAUUUCUGCAACGGUCCACAUGUACACGAGUACAUACAAGAAAUGAAUCAGGAGGUCCUAUCACGAUAUCCAAACUAUUUCACCGUUGGAGAGUCGCCGCUCACACACGACCCAAGGGAUUUGUUACUCUACGUCCUCCCGGAACGCAAGGAACUCCAAAUGAUGUUCCAGUUCGAACUUGCGGAUGUUGAUGGCACAUACCAUCCACUCAUCCCACGCAACCCUCGCCUUUCAGAGAUCAAGUCCGUGAUAAACAAAUGGCAGACGUUCAUGUUUAACAAUGGAGGGUGGAAUUCGCUUUAUAUGGAGAACCACGACCAGGCCCGGUCGGUUUCAAGGUUGCUCGGGUUCGGUAUAUCGGACGACAAAAAAACCUUUGACUAUGACCUUUGCGAGGAAGACUUGAAGAAAUUUUGGGAAGCUGGAGCAAAGCUUCUUGCAAUCUUACAUACCACACAAGGAGAGGAAAUUGGAGCGACCAAUGUCCCAAGGGAAUGGGGUAUUGAGGAGUAUAAGGAUAUUGCAACUAUUAAUUUCUACAAUGAGGAGCUCCAACUUCGUAAAGGAGCUGGAACCGAUGAACCAAACAUGUCAGACAUUAUGGAUGGGAUUAAUCGCAAGGCACGAGAUAAUGCGCGUGUUCCGAUGCAGUGGGACGAUUCCGCGCAUGCGGGAUUCACCAGUGGAAAGCCAUGGAUGAGAGUGAAUGACAACUACAAGCAAAUCAAUGCAAAGAGCCAAAUUGAUGACGAACGUUCAAUCUUUUCGUUUUGGAAGAAGAUGAUAGCCGUGAGGAAAGAGUACCCUCUGCUUGUGCACGGUGACUUUAUUCUCCUUGCUCCAGAGGACGAGAAAAUUUUCGUAUAUACGCGCGAACAUAAUGGAGAGAAGGUUCUCGUCCUUAUGAACUUCAGUAGAGACGAAGUGGAUGUUACGCUACCCGAAUCUUUAGGUACCAAAGCCAGAUUCAUCGUUGGAAAUCUUGUUCGAGGGGAACCCAAGUUUGAGACCAGGACUAUGCUAAAGCCGUAUGAGGGACAAGUAUGGCUGUUGUCAUCUUAG
Molecule: messenger RNA, 1758 nt
Organism: Rhizoctonia solani
Lineage: Eukaryota; Fungi; Basidiomycota; Agaricomycetes; Cantharellales; Ceratobasidiaceae
Product: alpha-amylase
Exons: 12
Coding region: 1-1758 (585 amino acids)
Biological process (GO): oligosaccharide catabolic process
Molecular function (GO): alpha-amylase activity
Source: RefSeq, a predicted model, not a curated record